AAAAAAGCUGCGGUCGCCACAUCUCUCUCUCAGUGCUCGGGGGGGUAAGACAACAGCAGCAAUGUUCGUUUCCGACAAGCCUCGUCCUAUCGAUUUCUACAAAGACGAUAACAAUAACAACACCAAUCCCUCCACCGCCGCGCGAGACAACAUGAUCAUCGACGUCACCACCAACACACCAGGAGAUCUACAUCCCCACCACCACAACCAUCAUAAUCAUAAUCACCAUCUCCAGCCUCAACAGAUUCUCCUCGGAGAAAGCAGCGGCGAGGACCACGAAGUGAAAGCCCCCAAGAAACGAGCGGAGACAUGGGUCCAAGACGAGACACGCUCCCUGAUCAUGUUCCGCCGAGGCAUGGACGGUCUCUUCAACACCUCCAAGUCCAACAAGCAUCUCUGGGAGCAGAUCUCCGCCAAGAUGAGGGAGAAAGGCUUCGAUCGGUCGCCGACCAUGUGUACCGACAAGUGGAGGAAUCUGUUGAAGGAGUUUAAGAAGGCCAAGCACCAUGACAGAGGGAAUAGGUCGGCUAAGAUGUCGUAUUACAAGGAGAUUGAGGAGAUUCUUAGGGAUAGGAGCAAGAAAGUGACGGCGACGGGACAGUAUAGCAAGAGCCCUAAUACACCGCCCACUGCUAAAGUUGAUUCCUUUAUGCAAUUUACUGAUAAAGGUUUUGAUGAUCCGAGCAUUUCUUUUGGAUCUGUUGAAGGUAAUGGAAGGCCAGCGUUAAACCUUGAAAGGCGUCUUGACCAUGAUGGUCAUCCUCUUGCCAUCACUACAGUUGAUGCUGUUGCAGCAAAUGGAGUUCCUCCUUGGAAUUGGAGAGAGACUCCUGGAAACGGUGGUGAUUCUCAUGGUCAGCCUUUUGGUGGGAGGAUCAUAACUGUGAAAUUUGGCGACUAUACAAGAAGAAUCGGCGUUGAUGGUAGCACUGAAGCAAUCAAAGACACAAUCAGAUCAGCUUUUGGGUUAAGAACUAGACGGGCUUUUUGGUUAGAAGAUGAAGAUCAGGUUGUCCGCUGUCUUGACCGAGACAUGCCUUUAGGGAACUAUCUACUCCAUGUCGAUGAUGGACUAGCCAUUAGGGUAUGCCAUUAUGAUGAAUCCAACCAGUUACCAGUCCAUACAGAAGAGAAAAUCUUCUACACAGAAGAAGAUUACCGUGAUUUUCUAGCUAGACGGGGAUGGACAUGUCUGCAAGUUGAUGGUUUUAGGAAUAUAGACAACAUGGAUGAUCUUCAACCUGGUGCUGUGUACAGAGGAGUGAGAUGAGAGAAUGUGAUCACAGAGAACUUGAUCUCGUCCAGAUCAAUCAACAGUUAAUCUAAUCACAAAAAUUGUCCUCUGUAAAUAAAUGUUUUCUCAUUUUGUACAUUUACAGCUCUUUUGUUUCCUACCCACUGAGAAGAACAAAGAAUGUACUUGCUCAAAUGUGACAUAUCAACUUGGAUUCACCUUGCCGGUCAAGAAGACCUGCAAUUGUAUUUUUGUAUGGUAACACUUUGGAAGGAUCAUAAGAGAUGUGCAACUUCAAUUCCA
Molecule: messenger RNA, 1537 nt
Organism: Raphanus sativus (radish)
Lineage: Eukaryota; Viridiplantae; Streptophyta; Magnoliopsida; Brassicales; Brassicaceae
Product: trihelix transcription factor GT-1
Exons: 5
Coding region: 62-1270 (402 amino acids)
Source: RefSeq, a predicted model, not a curated record